UGUAAACACUAAAACAGAAAAUCAUUUAAUUUCUUUUUACUAAAAAAAAACAAAACAAAAAAAUGCCUCGAUACGGACAGCUUGUCAUGGGUCCAGCAGGUAGUGGAAAGUCUACUUACUGCAGCAAUAUGGUGAAGCAUGCUGAAAUGCUGAGGAGAACAAUUCAUGUGGUGAAUCUGGACCCUGCAGCUGAACAUUUUGAUUACCCUGUACUUGCAGAUAUCAGAGAACUCAUACACCUAGAUGAUGCCAUGGAAGAUGAAUCAUUGAGAUUUGGUCCAAAUGGAGGCCUUGUAUUUUGUAUGGAGUAUUUAUCGCAGAACUUUGACUGGCUACAAGAACAACUAGAAGAAGUAGAAGAUGACUAUAUUUUAUUUGACUGCCCUGGUCAAAUAGAGCUCUAUACACAUAUCCCUGUGAUGCGACAGCUAGUAGAGACUCUCCAGAAAUGGGACUUUCGGAUCUGUGGUGUGUUUUUAGUGGACUCUCAGUUUAUGAUUGAGCCAUCCAAGUUUAUUUCAGGAAUUUUAACUGCAUUAUCUACCAUGGUGAAUCUAGAGAUACCACAUGUCAAUGUUAUGACAAAGAUAGAUCUUCUCAGCAAAAAGGCCAAAAAAGAAUUAGAGAGGUAUUUAGAGCCAGAAUUACCUGUAUUGCUUGCAGAGGAAUUUGACGACAGCAGACUAAGUAAAAAAUUCAAGAAACUGAACAGCUCCAUUGCCAAAAUGAUAGAUGACUACAGUUUGGUGAAAUUCCUGCCAAUGGACAUCAGUGAAGAAGAUACCAUUAAUGAUAUUCUGAUUCAAAUAGACACAGCCAUUCAGUAUGGAGAAGAUUUUGAACCUAAGGAAAUACCUGAUAUGGUAGACCCUGAAGAUGGACCUGACUGGGACAGCGGAUUUGAUGGAUAACAGCAUACUAGUGUUUUAUGUGGAUAACAACAUACUUCAGUGUAGUGUUAAAUGUGGUUGUGAGAAUCAUAGCAAAUAAUGACUAUGUUAUAGUUACACUCUCUCAACAAUAGGUCUAUGAACAUAACCUUUACUUUUUUUCCAAGAGAAGGGUGAGAGAUGGGAUUUUGGAGGAAACUGACAAAAUAUACAGUGUAUAAGUGAAUAAAAUUCAUUAUUGGUAUUUUUUUUCUACAUAUUGCAACUCUGUUCUAUGAAAGCCCAUUGGACUCAUUUUCGUAGGUGAAAAAAAUAUAAUUUUCGCCUUAUAACGCAAAACUUUCGCGAUAUAACGCGUAACUUUCGCGUUAUAAUGCAAAACUUUCGCGUUAUAACUUAUAACGCAUGAAUUUCGCGAGUAAAUGCGAAACUUUGGCGUUGUAAUGCAUAACUUUUGCGAUAUAAUGGGAAACUUUCGCGUUAUAACGCGUAACUUUCCUGAAUAAACGCGAAACUUUCAGUAACAGCGCGUAACUUUCACGUUAUAACGCGUUACUUUUGCGAAUAAAUGCGAAACUUUCGCUAUAACUCGUUACUUUCGCGAAUAAACGUGAAACUUCUGCGUUAUAGCGCGUAACUUUAGCGAAUAAACGCGAAACUUACGCGUUAUAACGCGAAAGUUUCGCGUUUUUUCGCAAAAUUAUAUAGUAAUGUUAUUCAGGAACCUUGAUCUUCACUGACAGAUAAGAACAUGAACGCUGACGGGAACUCUCAUGAAUUUAUUUAUAAAAUAUCAUUUCCUCAGAAGAUGUACUGGAGAAAUGAUGCGAGAAUAGGAUGGAUUAGUCAUUAGAUAUUUUUUUUUAUUUCAAAACCCUACCAAUUAUAAGAAAAUGAAUUUUACUUUCUUGUAAAUGUUUUUCAGUUGUUACAUUCAAGAAAUUCUUUAGACUGAGUAUUUUAUUUAAGGAAAAUCUCCACUUGACACUUUUCUCAAGCAGACAAAAUGUGAAGUAAUAUGGAUUCAAUAGCUAGAAAACUUAAAAUUAUAGCUUGUGAUGGUCCAGGAUCAAAAUAGCCUUUUGCUUUUCAUUGUAAUGAAUAAAUAGAUCACAAAAUCAAAAGAAAAUUAAGACUUAUGCAAAUGUCUUCGUUUUAAACAGCCAAAGUUUCGCGUUUAUUCGCGAAAGUUACGCGUUGUAUCGCGAAAGGUUCGCGUUAUAACGCGAAAAAUUUAUUUUUUUUAAUCUACGAAAAUGAGCCCAAUGGGUUUUCUUACUGUUAAUAUAAGUACUUAUCUGAGAAACACAAAGUAUAUAAAAGGAGGAAAUAGUUCAUCUAAAAUA
Saccostrea cuccullata (small rock oyster) is the source of this 2236-nucleotide messenger RNA. RefSeq names its product GPN-loop GTPase 3-like. The transcript has 8 exons. The record is from RefSeq and is a predicted model, not a curated record. Bases 63 to 911 code for a protein of 282 amino acids. Lineage: Eukaryota; Metazoa; Mollusca; Bivalvia; Ostreida; Ostreidae. Gene Ontology annotation, molecular function: GTPase activity.